Messenger RNA from Camelina sativa (false flax), 1118 nucleotides. NCBI's taxonomy places the organism in Eukaryota, Viridiplantae, Streptophyta, Magnoliopsida, Brassicales, Brassicaceae. The record is from RefSeq and is a predicted model, not a curated record.
UUGGUCUAUACUCUUAAAUAGGCCUACUCUUAAACAUACAAAAACAUUCUCAAUUUUGAUAACUUGUAAUGGCGACACCACCGUUAACGCCAAGAAUGCUGACUCCGACGACAAUGUCACCUCUCGGUAGUCCAAAGUCGAAGAAAUCAACGGCUCAGGUACGUCCUGAGAUCACGCUAGAGCAACCCUCUGGGAAAAACAAAACAACAGGUUCCAAAUCGACGAAACUCUUCCGUCGAGUCCGGUCUGUGUUUCGUUCACUCCCGAUCAUGUCACCGAUGUGUAAAUUCCCAGUAGGAGGAGGAAGGCUACACGAGAACCACGUCCACGGAGGGACACGUGUCACGGGGACGUUGUUUGGUUACCGCAAAACGCGUGUGAACUUAGCGGUUCAAGAGAACCCGCGUUCAAUGCCGAUUCUGUUGCUGGAGUUAGCGAUACCUACGGGGAAGCUGCUCCAAGAUCUUGGAGUCGGUUUGGUGAGGAUCGCGUUGGAGUGUGAGAAGAAACCGAGUGAGAAAACCAAAAUCAUUGACGAACCGAUUUGGGCUUUGUAUUGUAACGGUAAAAAAUCCGGUUAUGGUGUGAAGAGACAACCAACGGAAGAGGAUCUUGUCGUGAUGCAGAUGCUUCAUGCUGUGUCUAUGGGAGCUGGUGUGUUACCUGUGAGCAGUGGCGCUACGGAGCAAAGCGGCGGAGGAGGAGGAGGGCAGCAAGAAGGAGAUUUAACGUACAUGAGAGCACAUUUCGAGAGAGUGAUCGGUUCAAGAGACUCGGAGACGUAUUACAUGAUGAAUCCUGAUGGGAACAGUGGACCUGAGUUAAGUAUUUUUUUCGUUCGGGUUUAACUAAAACGACGUCAUUUACUAGGGGAAACAUGUAAACCACUCAACUUUAAUUUUUUUCUUUUUAAUACUAUAUGUCUCUCUUUUUUUGUUGAUUUUGUCUAUUUUGGUAUUCUUUUUUUCUUUUCUUAUUUGGUAAAUCACUCGGAAUGAUUUGUUGGUGAUGUACGUAUAUACAUGAAUAUAUAUACUACAUCUUCUGUGGCUGUAAACAUUGUGGAAAAUGCAAAUCGAUCUGUGUAGAUGAUAAAUGUAAGUUUGGGUAGCAUUGUA